Messenger RNA from Eupeodes corollae, 2927 nucleotides. Its product is annotated as P protein-like. The record is from RefSeq and is a predicted model, not a curated record. NCBI's taxonomy places the organism in Eukaryota, Metazoa, Arthropoda, Insecta, Diptera, Syrphidae. The transcript is spliced from 12 exons. Gene Ontology annotation, biological process: transmembrane transport. Gene Ontology annotation, cellular component: membrane. Bases 459 to 2900 code for a protein of 813 amino acids.
AUGUAAUAGAAGCAAUAAUUUUGUGAUGUGUUAUGGUUGAGUAUUCUCUGUUGUUAAUCCAGACAUCCAUCAGUUAGUAUAAAGAGAACGGACCUAAGGUUCGGAACCGAGUGGAGUUUCGCACAUAAUGUGUUUAUUAGCGUAAGAUUCAUAUUGUUCGCGGUAUUUGAAUGGAUAUAUAAAUAAUACUUCAAUAGAAUACACGGUUUUUUAGAGUUUAUAAGUGAGUGAUAAGAACUUUGAAGGAUUAUUGCGCUUCCUACCGCCAGCUCAUAUCGUUCGUCUUUUAUUUUUUUGUGAAUUUUAUUUACUUUUAAUUUGUUUGAAAAAUUUCCAUUUGCAACUUUUUUUUUGCAAUCUUUGGCAGCAAGACUUAUGUUGGUGAUUUAAGGAAAAGAAUAAAAUAAAAUUAAAUAAAAUUAAUAAUAGCAAGAAGAGGAAUAACUUUCUUUUUAAAUAUGGGUAUACGUGAUCAAUUGAAAGUAUUUCGACGAAAUCGAUCUAAAGAACCCAAUCGAAGACGAUCAAUAUUUAAUUUAGUUGAACCGAAUCAAAUAACAGAACAGUCAUUACAAGUAUGGCGAGAAUUACCGGAGCAAAUACGACAGGAUCCUAGUUUGGCAUCUUUUCAAAUUGAAAAUGAUCGUUUGCAUGGUUCGUCUACACCAAAUGGUGAACGAUACGUCAGUUCUGGUGACGAAAUCGAAUCAACUCUGGAUGAAAGCAAAGAUGAAUCAGAAUAUAUCAAUCUGAAAAGCUACAAGCGUAAAGGUCGGCUUACAAGUUGUUCUUGUGAGGAAAAAAGUCCAAACUGUGAAAAUCACAAUUCAAUCAUUGACCAUCAAUCCUUAAAUGAUACUGAAAUAACAAAGAAGGAAGUUCAAAAGGAAAAAUUUAUCAAAAAAACUUGUCUAUUGAUAUUUUGGUUCCUUUCAACGAUAAUUUUGAUAACUACCCAUGAGAAACAUCUGAUUGAACAGCAACUUUCAGUGCCUGAAUAUGAAGAAAAGCUUUAUUUCCUUCCAAGGAAUCCCAGUGGUAAUUUCAAAAUCACACUUCUGGGUGCUUUUGCGGAGCCGUAUAAUCUAACCGGAGACUUUUUGACAGUUCAAUUACAAAUAGUAAAUUCGAUGUCUUGGAAUGACAGUGAAAUUUCUGAGGAUAUACUUAAGCCAUGGAUUGUGCCAAUUGUUUCCGAAAACGAACACGACUCGACUGCUAUGAGUUUAAGAAAUCACACGUUCUACAUAAGUCCUGAUAUAAUUAUGCAAUUAGAAGAAGACAAUAACACUCGUUUGAGAUUGAAAAUGUUUACAAAUGAAUCAUCAUCGGGUUUUCCAUUGAAAAUUUUCUAUGAUCCUUUAGUGAUAAAUAUUGAAGAAGGAAUUAUUUUAUCUACUUUGGUAUUAUCAGUUUUUUAUGCUCUACUUGUUUGGGAGGUUUUUCAUAGGACAUUUAUAGCAAUAGUUUGCUCGACUGCUUCAAUUGCAAUUUUAGCUUAUGUAGGUGAUCGACCGACAAUGGAAGAAAUCGUCGUUUGGAUGGAUAUGGAAAUGUUAACAUUGCUCUUUUCGAUGAUGAUACUUGUUGCGAUUCUAACGGAAACUGGAGUUUUUGAUUAUUUGGCAGUCUUGACUUUUGAGAUUUCCGGCGGUAAGAUUUGGCCUUUAAUAUACAGCCUUCUCAUUACUACAUGCUGCAUAUCGGCUGUCCUAGAUAACAUGACAACUGUUCUACUAAUGACUCCUGUUGCAAUAAGACUAAGUGAAGUUAUGGAAAUCGAUCCUGUGCCAGUACUAAUGGGUAUCAUAGUUCACGCCAACAUAGGCGGAGCAAUAACUCCCAUUGGUGAUCCCAUUAGCAUAAUAGUUUGCUCAAAUCAUUUUAUAUCAAGAAAUGGAGUAACAUUUUCUAAGUUUGUAGCACACUGUCUACCGGGAGUAGUUCUAACUGUUCUCUUUAGUUGUCUUUAUAUGAGACUUAAAUUUUGUGAUAUUAAUUCUUUGCGAGUUAGAGAACCAAAAGCCUUGAAAGAACUUCGUCGUGAAAUCAUUAUUUGGCAGAGAGCAGCAAAUUCAUUGGCAAACUAUUCGAAAGAUGUAGAUUUGGUUCGUGAGACAUUGAUGAAGAAAGUUGACAUUUUGAAGCACAAAUUGAAGAAGAAGCAAGGUGGUGUUGGAUCAGAGGAUGCAUACAUUCAUACAUUGGAAGAACUUAAGGCAGCCUACCCAAUUCGAAACAAGACGCUGCUGAUUCAAUCGGGCUUCACUUUGGUCUUUGUGAUUUCUAUGUUCUUUGUUCAAUCCGUGCCAAGUUUGCAAACUCUUCCACUGGGCUGGGUGGCGCUACUUGGUGUUGUCUUCCUGAUGAUAAUUUCCAGUCGCAAUGACAUGGAUGCUAUGGUCCAUAGAAUUGAGUGGACAACGUUGCUCUUCUUUGCAGCCAUGUUUGUUAUCAUGGAGUGUGUAGAGAGGCUUGGACUUUUUGUAUGGAUCGGUAAUCAAACAGAGGAUGUGAUCCUGCUUGUGAGCAAGGAGAAUCGAUUAGCAGCGGCAGUUUUCAUUAUUCUAUGGAUCUCAGCGAUGACUUCUGCUGUUCUUGAUAGUAUUCCAGUAACAGCUAUGAUGGUUAAGGUUGUAGUAUCGCUGGUGGCAAAGGACACUUUAGGGCUUCCACUUCAACCACUUGUCUGGGCAUUAGUUUUUGGAUGCUGUUUAGGAGGAAAUGGGACACUUUAUGGAGCUUCUGCAAAUGUCUUAUCAGCUGGAACAGCUGAACAACAUGGAUACAAAAUUACUUUUACAAGAUAUUUGAAGUUUGCUUUCCCCAUGAUGAUUGGACAAGUUGCAGUUAUUACAUCGUACUUAAUGGUGGCACAUAUUUUUUAUGAGUGGCAUUAAAAAUAAUGGUUUUUAAUCUCUGUUAUA